AGCGUCGCGACGCUCAGCCGAGAGAGAAGCCGCGACGCCGACACGCGUCGCAACUGUCCGUCAUCCGAGGAGCUCACCAGGGCGAGAUAACAGUACCAGAAGUCUCUGCGACUGAUAUCGCGUUGCGCGCGUUAUCCCGGAGUCACUCCACGCUUUAGUCGAGUCACUUGGAUCGGUUAUCUGCCACGGAGAUGCCGGGGCUGAAGUGCUCGGAGGGGCCCGCGGGCAGCGGGGCGGGGCCCCGGCUCGCGCCGAGGGGCUGGUGCCUGGUGGCAGUGCUGGCUGCAGGCUGCGGCCUCGUCUACUGGCUGGACGACUGCCGCGCCGCCGUGGGACACGUCCGCCUGCCGGGCACGCUGCCUCGAGAGCGCGAGCGGCCCUUGAACCCGGGCUUCGUGGUGGACACUCCGGGCUGCCGCAUCCCGGCGCUGGACCCCUGGGACCCGCACGUGCGCCGCUUCGUGCGCAAGGAGCGGCCCGUGGACUGCGCCCGGGGCCGGCCGCCGCCGCUCGUCGCCUCCAACGACACGGCGCUGCUGCUGCACGCCUCGCUGGCGCCGCUCUACAACUGCACGGAGGCCGAGCUGUCCUGCUGCUACCGCCCCUACUGGCGCGGGCCCGACGGCGACGACAGCCUGGUGUUCUCGAAGAACUGCACGGUGUUCGCCGGGGACGUGGUGGUGGAGGACGAGUUCGUGACGGUGGAGUGCCACGCCGCGGGCCGGCGCGUCUACAAGGACGUGCACGCCUUCGUGCGGCGCAAGGCGGCGGCGGCGGCGGCGGCGGCGGCGGCGGCGGCGGGGGAGGGCGUCAGCGUGCUGGUGGUCGGCGUGGACGCCGUGUCGCGCCUCAACCUGCUGCGCCAGAUGCCGCGCACGCUCGCGCUGCUGCGGGCGCGCGGGGCCGUCGAGAUGCUGGGCUACAACAAGGUGGGCGACAACACCUUCCCCAACGUGGUGCCCGUGCUGUCGGGGCUGUCCGAGGCGGAGCUGCGCACCGCCUGCUGGCCCUCCGACAAGGACUUCUUCGACGACUGCCCCUGGAUCUGGAGGAACUUCAGCGCCGCCGGCUACCGCACGGCGUUCGGCGAGGAUGCGCCCUGGAUGGGCAUCUUCACGUACGUGAAGAAGGGCUUCCGCCGCCAGCCGACCGACUUCUACGCGCGCACGUACCAGCAGCUGGCCGAGGGCGAGCUCGGACACACCAAGCUGUGGAACGCCAAGCUGUGCGUGGGCUCGCAGCUCACCUUGCAGGCCAUGCUCGGCUACAUGUCCAAGUUCGCCGCGGCCAUGUCCCGCGACCCCUACUUCGCCUUCUUCUGGACCACCAGCCUCACGCACGACUUCCUCAACUUCCCGCAGCUCGGCGACGCCCACUACGAGGCGUUCCUGCGCCGCCACUUGGAGGCGGGCGACCUGAACCGCACCGUGCUCGUGUUCACCAGCGACCACGGCAUCCGCUGGGGCGACAUCCGCGAGACGUACCAGGGCCGGCUGGAGGAGCGGCUGCCCUUCCUCGUGCUGGCGCUGCCCGAGUGGUUCUCGCGGCGGUACGGCUCGGCAGUCGCCAACCUGCGGCGCAACGCGCGCCGCCUCACCACGCCCUACGACCUGCACGAGACGCUGCGCGACCUGCUGCACCUGGCGGACCUGGAGGAGGGGCGGCUGCGGGCACGGCGCGCCGCGGGGCGGGGCCGCAGCCUCUUCCUGCCCGGCUCCGACGAGCGCACCUGCGAGCAGGCGGGCGUGGACGCGCACUGGUGCACCUGCCAGACCAGCGAGCCGCUCAACGCCACGGACGAGCGCGUGGUGCGCGCCGCCGCCGUGGUGCUGCAGCACCUCAACGCCCUGCUGCGCGGCUACGGCGAGUGCGCGCCGCUGCGGCUGGCGGAGGUGCGCGGCGCGCAGAGGCAGCGGCCCACCGCCGCGCUGCGCCGCAGCCACGCCCCGGCCGACAUCGUGCUGGUGCUGCGCACCUCGCCCGGCGACGCGCUCUACGAGGCGACGGUGCGGCGGCGCGGCGACCGCGCCAUGGCCGUCGAGGGCGUCGUCAGCCGCAUCAACACUUACGGCGAGCAGAGCGCCUGCGUCGCCGACUACCACAUGAAGCUCUACUGCUUCUGCACGUCCGCCUCGUGAUGGUCGCGCCGGCACCCGGGGCUCAUCAUCGCACACUGUCGCGCGCCGCGUCGUUCUCGGGCAAUUACCCGUGGUUCACCUUCAGCCCGGGGGGGAAGUGGGGAGGUUAUGAUUCCACGCGCUCAAUUCCUUCAGUGGUGACCCAGAGUGCAGGAGUAUCGUGCUACUAGUUUUGUUUCAGUUUAGUUUUGAUAGGUUAGGGUUUAGUUUUUUUUAUUUCAACGUCACGUGCAGCUCUCAGGAUGAAAUACAUGUUUUUAUUUCAUUACUGGAAUCGGAGUGUGGUGUGGGUUCAACCGAUUAGCGAGAAGAGAGAAAUAUAACGGGAGUUCCGCCGCCUGUCUCCCGGUUUACUUAAAGAUCAGCGAGGUUUCCCCCCCUUCCCCCCCGUUUACUUUCGAAAGUCUCCGGAAAAAUUCCUCUCCGACUGAUACCAAGAGUUCCGGGCCCGGAACAACUCCGCGGGGUGGAUAGGGCGUUGUGACGAGGCGCGGACACGUGGUUACAUCACGUGCCGAGUGUCGAUGGCCGUGAGGCGAAGCAGAGCCAUACUCUGGGCAAGCAGAGCUCGAAAUUUUCACAUCAAGAGCUCUUCCCUCGGCGCUCUGAACUACUUCAGGCAAACAUGUUCAAUGCGGUCUUUAAAUGAUUCGUGCAAUGUGUAAAUACGAUUCAAUACAAUCAUUUGGAAAUACACCAUUGCAGUUCUGCACUGUUUGUCACGGAAAAAAAUUCAAGAAUGCAAAAUAAAACUUAAAUUCACAGAUAAAAAGCGUAAAUCUGAUGUUGAACAUACAGACCCAACGCUGAAACAAAAGAGGUACCAAGGACAGCACAGUGACGACAGCACAGACGAACUCAUUCAAAAUUUAGAUAGCAGUCAGCACAAGAAUUUCGUGGAAGAAAUUUAGCCAUGACAAAUUAACAGAACAGAGGAACAUAGCGGGCUAGCAACGACGGGACAGUUACAACAAGAACAGUGAAUGCAGUCAGAGAACGCAGCAAACACACAAACACAACUACGACAAUUAACGGGUAUUAUGGACAAUACAACGUCGACACCGACGAACACGGUAGGUUCGAUUAGUUAAAGGCUUGUUCUCAUAGAAUUUAUGUCUUCAUUUUUAUUUUUAUUUUUUUUUAUUUUUGCAUUCUUGAUAUUUUUUUUUCCCCCAAUGACAUGACGUAUGUCCAAAAAAUUGUAUUAAAUCAAAUAACAUGUUCAUAUUUCACGAGCGGCUACACACAGCCUGAACAUGUUUCUUUCUAGGCCGUUUCUCAUUCAACGUAAACAUGUUGGCAAAGUAUUUCAGAACGACAUCUCUUCUACUUAAGCCAUAAGCCACUGAUUAGCUGCCGAGUGUUCAGAGUAUAAAUAAUCAUUUUGCGAAAAACGCAAGAUGGAGAAUAUUCCCGGCACUAGUUCGUGUAAUAAUUUUCCUGAUUGCAACAAAAAAAAAAGGAUCAACAGGCAAUUAUUUUAGUGUUUUAAAAUUGAUGCUGACACAGAGAAUAGGAUCCAUAACACAUUCUUUCGACGUCGGUAAACAUUCGUUUUGUGUCAAACGCCGUGUAAACGUACACUUUCGGGUUUGCGAACAUGUUUACUUAAAACCUCGUUCAAUUUAAGUAGCUCCGGCGUUGAAAGACCUGGCCGCACUGCAGGUGCGUGGCUCGCCGGACCUGUAUAGUCGUCGGCAGGUGCGUCGACACAACUUGCCUCUCCUCGGCGGCGGUAUGGGUUUGGACCCGGCAAUAGGGCUUAUCGCCGCCUGAGAGACAGUCCCGAAGCUCUCUGACGGACCGACAGCCCGUAGCCCGAGCUUACCUCUGUCCAGCUUGUCUCGUGGCUUGUCCUGUCGCCCGCGCGAGCACGAGAGAGAAGUGCGGGCAGGUUCCAACAUGUCUCGAAAAUCUCAUGCUUGAGUCCGAGCUGUGCUGCUGGGAACCCGGUUUACAAAAAAAAAAAAAAAAAAAAAACGUUUUAUUGACACCUGGUCCUGCAGCGUGAAGAGACAUAAUGCCGUGAUUUCAAUUUAACUAUUCUUGAAAUAUACCACGAAAUACCAUUGGCGAAGAAAAAAUAGUUUCACCGGUGUGAGACGACACGAAGAAAGUGAAACCUGAAAUAUAUGGCAGUUUUGAUCAUUAAAAUUUUCAGAUGUUACUUUUUUUUUAGUUAUAGCGAAAGACGAUACCGUUAGGUUAUAAUAUAAACUUUUUAAUAGUGUAAAAGAUACGCUGACGAGAGCAAAGCAGUUAUGUUCACACUCACAAUAACAAGCAAGUGCGUGUAGAGAAAGGAAAUUUUCUUGCCAAAAUGUUACAUUUUUUAAAGUAGACGUUAAAAAGCGCACAAAGUAGGGAAACCGGGAUUAACGCGGCGUAGCCUAUUUGAUGUAUGUAUUAUUAGAAUGAUUCUUGCAAUGGAGAAUAUUGUUAGAAAUGAUUUCAUGGGAAAACUAAAUUACUAUUUUACACUGAAUAGACAACAAAGAUGAAUAAACACACGGUUACAUACCUAUUCAGCACAGGGAAUUUAAUGGAAUUUAUUUAUUUGUUUUUCUUAUUUUUAUACGUUUUACAACAGAUUUAAAAAAAUAUAUAUAUAAUUUUUACAAAUAAAAAUAAACCUUAAAUAUAAAUACAAAAAGUGAUCACUAAAAAAUGUAAUAAACUAAGAAAACAGCUCACACUUAAAUUACAUAUGAUUAUUUUUUAAAAACAUAUAUGAUCUUAAAUGGUGGUCUCAUUCCUUACAGAGAAAAAAAAUGCACGAUGUAAAUAUAAAAUUUAAAAGGAAAAUAGAUAAACAAGAACAAAUACUAUAAUUAAAAAACAUUGUUAAAAAACUUAAAACUAUUCAUUACUUAAACAUAUAUGUAAAGCCAAUUUAUUUCCCACUUAAAACUUAAUUUAUUAAAAAAAUACAGCACAGAACAAGACAGUAGGCUGACAACGACCAUAGAACAAACACGGUAUGAAACUAAACGCACAAUCUGGACGGCACAACGACGAAACGCGAUCUCGGACGCUUUGUUGUCCGUUCUUGAGGAUUUUCUACGACCGUCUGCGUGAACUGACGAGUGAUCCAGAGAGAACUCGUCUGGCUAACCGAAGUCAAGGUUGCAGGACGGAAAUUCGAACCCGGUUUCUCCCGAACGUAGAGUCCAAAGAAUGCUAUAUCUCGACUCCGUUGUAGAAGUUAACGUAAUCCAAUGACUUGAGUGACAUCCAUCAGCCGAGAAAUCCCGAAAGAAUGGGGGAGGGGGGGGGGAACAUAUGUUCUCAAUUUAAACCCAGAUAACAUUAGUGAGACACACUAUAUCUCUCGAAUACAAUUUCUCGUACAAUUCCGCAAACAAUUCAGUAUCAUUAAACAAUUUCCUUGAUGAUAUUAACUUGCGCGAUUGCACAUAGUUACGGGUUUUUUAAUCAUACGCUGUAAUUUUUUUUCGUAAAUGUAACAGAAAUAUUAAUGUAAAAUUACAGAUAUUUAUGCUUUGUGUUUUCUCAGUACCUCCAAUAGUAAAACUUAUUUUUAAAACGUUCCCUGAUAGUAUUCGAUUAUUAACUGCGCACAUAAUGAGCAUGGUACAACUAAAUAAAGUGAAAUUGUUGAACAUUCGAUCAUCUUUUUCAUGGAUAAAAAAAUAUACUUGAAUGAAACAUCAAUUAGAAUAUAUAAUUAUUAUGAUACAAUGAUACAAAAAAAUAACCAGAAUAACAUUAGCUUAAGUAGGAUGACGGUUUUAUUUUACGUGUGAAUUUAUGAGGUUUGAAGAGUAUUUUAAUGUCAUUGGUUCACAAUGUUUACCUCACACGUAAACUCUGUUUUUCAGAAAUAUUUGGUUUGCGAAUUAUAUUAAUUGGUAGAUUAUUUUAAUAAAUUUCAUUGGUUUAAAGGAGUGUUUUUUUUUGCAGCAGGAAUUAGAACCUGUAGUUUGUAUUAGAGAGUUAUAAAUGCGGUCGCGCCGAAGAUCUUGACUUAGCUGUGACCAGAAUGGCGUGAAUGUCACGGGAAAAACAAUAAACGGUAGUUUAUGCGUAGGCAAGGGACGUUUAUUUCUUAUGGUGGUUCGUCAUUCGUCUGUGUUGUUCGCUCGUUUAUUAUUUUCGCUGGCUCAUACCUCGAGGUAGGAAACGAUCAUUCAAAUACACCUGAUUAUUGUUACAAAAACAUUAGUUAUUCUAUUGUUCAUCUCGUGCCAAAUGAAAUCAAUUGACAAUAAACUCAGACUCUAUACAGAACGUUUCAUUCUUAGAUUGCAGUGUGCAAUUAAAUGAACAUUUACUGUCUCUUUCCAAUGCACUAUUUCUGCCUUUAGCGCUGUUCUUGUUUCAGUGUGCUCUGUUGCCAGAUCUACACCAAGGAGCAAAAACGUUCUAGACACAACUUUUUAAUGAAAUUAUUUUUUAAAAAUCUAUUUGAAACCUUAUAUUUUGAAAACUUUAAUUUGUAACGAGGUUUUUGAAACCACAUUUUUCUGUUUUAUUUAAUCAAGAAAUUAAUUAUAUAAUAUUCAUUAUUUAUUUCUAAGGAGUGGUAAUUGAAAGACACCAUCUUGUUUUCAACGUUUUGCAAUUAUUAUUAUUAUAUCAUUAUUUUUUUUUUUUACUCUUUUGAGCAAAGCACAUCAUUUUAUGGAAUUAUUUGUUAUUUGUAGGUACAGACUGCUACAAAUAGUUUUCCCCGUAAAAUAAUUAUUUAUAUUUAGAAUAUAAUUUUUUUUUGUCAGAAUGACUAUAACUGUGAUAAUAUUAAUAUACACUAAUUUAAAGUCUUGAAAAUAAACAUUCAGUAAAAUUAAAAACCAAAUAAAACUUAAUAAUGUUAAAGAUGAUAUAGGCUACAAAAUAAAAUGUUUGUUUAAUGUUAACAAUUCGGGUGGAAUGGAAUCUGACAACAGUGGUUGCCAUUUACUCUGAACUGCAAUCUAAGCGUGAGACAGACUAUAGACUAAAGCACAAAUUGACUGACGUAUAAUGAGAAAGAAUAAUUUUAAAAAAAGUGUUUUAUGUAAAAGUUAAUUUUUAAAGUUACCAAAUAUAUAUUGCUUUUUUUUUUACUUAAAAGGCUGUGAUAAGUGUUAAAUGUAAGUGUGCAAGUAUUAGCUCGUAAUAUUUAUUGAGCCACAAUGUUAUAUGUAAAUUACCUAUAUGUAUAAAGUUUGUGGCAGUUUUGUUAGCCACACGUAAAUGUUAGCGAAGAAACCAUCUUUAAAACUUUUGCUACAGCAUUCACAUUUUAAAAUUACAAUGACAAACUUGCGUGAAGUUAUAUAGACUCGACAAAAUUCAAAAUUAAAAUCAUUCUGCAGAAUGUGGUUAAGAUAAAAAUGUGAACGGAUUUACUGCUGUGGUUUGUGGUAAACUGCUUUUAAGACAUUAUGCUGAUAUGUUACAAAGCUGUGCUUAAGCAGUAUUUCGAAGAACGAACAUACUUGUACCUUGUUUCUAAGUUAAAAAUUAAAACGUUUGUUUGUUGAAUGUUUUCAGAAAAUACGUGUAUAUUUUAAUAAAA
Messenger RNA from Bacillus rossius redtenbacheri, 7662 nucleotides. RefSeq lists its product as uncharacterized. The transcript is spliced from 4 exons. NCBI's taxonomy places the organism in Eukaryota, Metazoa, Arthropoda, Insecta, Phasmatodea, Bacillidae. The record is from RefSeq and is a predicted model, not a curated record. Bases 192 to 2138 code for a protein of 648 amino acids.